Rosa rugosa (rugosa rose) is the source of this 1233-nucleotide messenger RNA. Its product is annotated as F-box/kelch-repeat protein At3g06240-like. Gene Ontology annotation, molecular function: protein binding. The coding region runs from base 1 to 1233 and encodes 410 amino acids. The transcript has a single exon. NCBI's taxonomy places the organism in Eukaryota, Viridiplantae, Streptophyta, Magnoliopsida, Rosales, Rosaceae. The record is from RefSeq and is a predicted model, not a curated record.
AUGGAGGAGGAGGAGGAGCUGAACUUUGACCUCCCUGAACAUAUAAUUCUGCAGAUUCUGUGUAGGUUGCCAGUCAAGUCUUUGAUUCGAUUCAGUUGUGUAUCGAAAAGGUGGCGUAGUAUCAUAAUUUCUGACCCACAAUUUAGAAAAGCCCACCUCAAACUAGCAUCUGAGCAGCGAAGCAUUACUAAGAGACUCAUUCUCUCCGUAUCCCCUUCUGUUUCCAUUAGAGAUCAUCAAUCACAAACCAGAGUUGAUCAACCCCUUCGAAUUCAAUCCUUAGAAAGUUUAUUUGGAGAUAAUUCUUCGGUCACAAAUCUCACCUUCCCAUCCGAGGAGCAUUGCAGAAUUAAUAUACUGGGUUCGUGCAACGGGUUGGUAGUUCUAGGUAAUUCUUACAAAGAAUGGUCCAUUUGGAACCCAUCAACUAGGUUCUUCCGCAAAAUUCCUGCUCCAGACUUUUCAUCAGUAACGAAAAAGUCUAGAAUAUUUGAACCAGAUUCGUAUGGUUUUGGUUAUGUCUCAUCCACUGAUGACUACAAACUUGUUUUUGUAGUCCACAUUGGUGGUUCUCAUUACGCUGUUUCUGCACCGGAUGUUAAGAUCUUCAUAUUCUCAGUGAGAGCUAACUGUUGGAAAAUUAGUGAAGUUUCUCGCUGGCCAUUCCUCAAGUACAAACCGACUAGUGACUGUGGAACUCUUUCAAAUGAAGCGAUCCAUUGGGUUAACCAAUACUAUGUCUAUCUACAAGACUACAUUGAAGCAAUUGAUGUCUGUGCUUUUGAUUUGGAAAAUGAGGAGUUCCGUAAAGUGCCUAUUCCUUGUUUUAAGCAAGAUGAUGAUCGAAAUUGCGAUAGAAGAAUGCGGACUGUUGUUCAUUCAGGAGGAUGCCUUUGCGUUUCGUCUCAGACUAUUCAUGAUAGGAGUGGGGAUAUUGAAUUGUGGAUGAUGAGAGAUUACGGGGUGUCCAAUUCAUGGGCGAAACUCUACAAAUUUAGCAAGUAUGAUUUACCGGUUCCGCUUACAGGAUAUUAUGGUUGGGAUCUAAGUUUGGUUACAGAAAGUAGUGGUUCAAUUGUGAUCAAUUUUGAGAACAAGGAGUUGCUCAGGAUUGAAUGCCAUAAAGAAGAGAAGCCGGUCUGUGUCGGCCGUUAUAGGCUUGAGGAGGUGUCUGAGUGUAACUUUUUUAACGCGACUGUAUAUGAUGAAACUCUAAUUUCAGCACCAGAAUGA